CUGAGAGCCACGGGACGUGGGAGGCUGCCAGCCAGCUCGUGCUGCAGGAGCGCGGGGGCGGGGCCACGUUUGUUCUUUAAGCCUCGUUGGGAAACUGACUAGAGAGAGGUGAUGCUGGCCCCGCGCGGGGCUGAGGAAGCGCAGCGUACGUCUGGCUCUGGAGCCUUUGGCAAAAGGAGGAAAUUGGCCAACGGAACCCCCCCCUAAGAUAAAUGUGACUCCGCUUGGUGUCGUUAGAAUUCAUAGCAAAAGUCCCAUAAACACUCCGAUCUCCUCCAUCCGUUUGUCUGCCCAGCCAGCACGGACGUGUGUCCCUCAUAGCGCCCAAAUACAGCUUUAGAAUGGGCUUCUAAUAAUCACGGUCCACAAAUUAAACUUGGGAUGUUUUGCAGAUAUCUCCACUAAUGUAUCCAGUGCAUACAAACAGGUUACCAAAUGAUUUCUCAGUUUGGAAUGAAUUAGUCCAAAGGAAGAAAAUAUUCUUUCUACACCAGCAGAAGAAGCUACUACUGUUAAAAGUCACUUGCCCUGGUGUGUUCCUGCCAGAGAAGCAUGACAUUUACCUCAGUGUCUGCAUCCUGGGCCAAUACAAGGAGACAGAAUGCCUUCCUCCAAUUUUCCCUCUCUUGUUUCAUGAGAAGAUGUGGUUUGAAAAGGUAUUUGAAAGUGCUGUAGACCCGGCUGCUGUAACAGAGAUGCUUGAAAGCAAUGUAACAACGUUUGGAUUAAUUCAACUAGUAUCUUCAGUGGGGGACAGUCUCGCUUUUUAUGAAGAGAAUACUCGAGAUUUUCUCUUCCCAGAGCCCAAGCUGACUCCUGUGUAUCCUGGUGUGGAGAGAGAGUUACUAAUGAAAACAUCUCCUAGUUUCCCAGGAAUUGCACCAAAAAUAGAGUUUUCUACAAGAACAACCAUCAUUGAGCUUCCACUUCAAUAUAGAAAGCAGUUUUAUCAGGGCAGAAACAGAAUGAGGAUACAAAGAUCUGCCUCUGUAUCACCCAGGCGAAGGAGCAUUUCACCAGCACGAUGUAAGAAAACAAAGAAAAAGGAUAAUAGGAUCUGUAAGAGUCUUACAAGAUUAUUAAGAUCCCGCUCUCCAUCUCCAAAUGCUACAAAGCGCCUGUGUCAGUUCUGCAAAGAAAACCAACAGCAGCAAUCAAGGCUAAGCCUGGGAUCUCUUGGGUACAAACUGGAUGCUGAAACCAGGCCACCAUUUGUUGUUAGACAUGUAGACAGUGCUAACCCAUUUGGUGAAAAAACUUCAUCACAGUUACCUUAUCGAAAUCCAAAACAAAAUGUGAGCUCAGCAAGGAAUUCGCUUGAAUUUCAAUUGAAACGAGUUUUAUCUUUUGAUAGCUGUGACGCAUCAAAUUCCUCAGUUAAGGUUAUCAGGGAACCGGAUGAACAGGCCACAUCUGAACAUGAUUCAUCAUCUCUUGAAACAGAUGAACUUGUAAAUUACCCGGGCAGUUCUACUCAAGGAGAUUUGACAUUUCACCGCACAGCGUCAUUUGCCACCUCCCCACAUUACAGAUCACCUAGUCCUGUUCGGAGUCACUCUCCUCUGCAACACAGGUUAUACUCCAAUCCUCAUUUCAGUUGGGAAAAGAUCCACAAGAGAGUGCAGAAUCUCCUAACCUCAAACCAGGCAAAGCAGAGACUUUCUUUUGGAGCCACUGAUUCUGAAAUUGAUGAUGUCCUUGAAAGAAGGUCCAUCUCUUUGAGGAGUUCCCCUCAGGAUGACUCCCCUCUGGAGCAAAGAUAUUACUAAGUAGUUGUCAUCAGAAAGCAGGGACAACUCAACGACUGCUGGACUCCAAUGUGAAGAGUUGAGACGGACAUCUCCAUCUCAGAGUUGAUCAGGGGUUCAUUUUCUGUGUGGCAUUAUGUCUAAUCUCUUUCUUAAAGUGAGACUCUGUAUUGUGCUGGAUAAGCACGUCUGAUUAAAUGAUUGCAGUGUGUGGCUCA
Messenger RNA from Mauremys reevesii (Reeves's turtle), 1966 nucleotides. RefSeq names its product spermatogenesis associated 6 like (gene SPATA6L). The coding region runs from base 405 to 1769 and encodes 454 amino acids. Lineage: Eukaryota; Metazoa; Chordata; Testudines; Geoemydidae. The transcript is spliced from 14 exons. Gene Ontology annotation, molecular function: myosin light chain binding. The record is from RefSeq and is a predicted model, not a curated record. Gene Ontology annotation, biological process: spermatogenesis.